This is a messenger RNA of Drosophila willistoni, 7377 nucleotides long. RefSeq names its product ATP-binding cassette sub-family C member Sur (gene Sur). Bases 79 to 7167 code for a protein of 2362 amino acids. The transcript has 23 exons. Gene Ontology annotation, biological process: transmembrane transport. Gene Ontology annotation, cellular component: membrane. Lineage: Eukaryota; Metazoa; Arthropoda; Insecta; Diptera; Drosophilidae. The record is from RefSeq and is a predicted model, not a curated record. Gene Ontology annotation, molecular function: ATP binding; ABC-type transporter activity; ATP hydrolysis activity.
GUGUGUGUGUAUUAUGGAAAUGGGCCUCGAGAAUAAAGUGAAAAUCAAUUAAAAAACAAACAAUUUGUUGGCCCAAAAAUGGCACAGUUAAAGCACUUCAAUCUAAUACGUUGCGAUCACCUGAGUGAUCGAGCACGUACAAUCUAUGACAAUUUAGAGACCGAUAUCUGUGCCAUAGAACACAUGAAAUUGAUCUUGACAUGCCUUUGCAUAUUCCUAUUAAUCGUCGGAUGCAUUUAUAUUUGGAGGAAAUAUGAAAAGUGUCAUAAGACUUUGCUAACAUUUCACAAUAUACGCGCAGCUGUAUCUCUGCUUUUGCUGGCCGUUAAUAGCCUAGAGUUGGCCAGGAGUCUGUUGCCGCCCAAGCGAAGUGUCCAAGAGUUGAACCGUCUUUUUCAGUCGCCAGCGGUUCUCAGAGAGCUAAAUGUUUUGAUUGUCAUCGGUAGUGGAGCAGUGUGGAACGCUUUGGCCGCCACAUUGUUGACAAUUAUGCUAAUGUGCUAUCAUCGUGUGCUGGAGCGCAAGAAGGUGACAGUCCUUUUGUACGCCAGCAUUGCCGUGGAGCUGUUGAUAUUCGCUCUUCGUCUGAAUGAGCUGGCCGAGGUGGUCUAUUAUGAAGAUUUAUUUGAACUCGAGACAUGUCUUCAGGUCAUCACCGUCCUAUGUCUACUUGCUUUGGUCACAGUAGAUGGCUUUACAAUUUAUAAAGAGCGUUAUCGUGAUGACUUUUUGGAAGACUACGAGACAAUUGGGUAUAAGCAUACAUUGGCAACUUUCUACUCCAAAUCAUGCUUUUGGUGGUUGACGCCGCUGCUGUGGUUGGGUUUUAGGGAACCACUAGAGCUGGAAGAUCUGGGCCAAAUGCGUUUGGAGGACAGUGCCCGAGCCCAUUACGACCAUUUUCUGUAUGUCUAUACUGAAAACGUGAAAAAGUCAAAUGCCUCACCCUCGUUGUGGUAUUGCUAUAUAAAGAACAGUUGGCGGAUGUUUGCUCUUGGCGGCAUUUUGAAGCUGGCCGGUGAUUUAUUUGCAUUGAUUGGACCACUUGCCAUACAACAAAUAGUGCAAUACAUUGAGGCACUCUAUGCCCAGGCGCAGGCUCAGUCCCAUCAUCAUCAUGGAAAUGCAUCUCAAUCAUUGUUGCCAUGGGAAGUGGUGAACGUUCCCGAUGACUAUGUUGUUGUUGGCGCUGCAGCCCCUAAUGCGGCCUCUGAUGAUGAUGUUGAUGAGGUUUUUGGUAUUGGCAUUGGUGAUGUGAGAAUUUACUAUGCCAGCUGGUCGGAUUUGCUAACAAAUGGCUGGAGCAUUGCUUGGAUAGUGUUGCUGGCUGCAUUGACGCAGGCCGCAUUGUCACAGGCCUCCACGCAUGUGCUCAAUAUGACGGGCAUCAGGAUUAAAACAUCGCUACAGGGUCUAAUUUAUCGCAAAAGUUUGCUACUGAAUGCCAAUAAUACUGAUGACGGUCCUCCUACCCCUUCGACAGCGAAUGGUCAACAAAAUGGGGACGUUAAGUUGACUGCGGAUGAUAAGCCGGCUACGGCUACGGCGGAGACCGCAGCCACAGAACAAACGGAGCGUUCAGCUGGUCUUAAUGACAUUGGCGCUAUUACGAAUAUGAUGACCGAUGAUACUCUAAAUGUGAUGCAGUUCUUUUGGAUCGCGCACUAUGCGUGGGCCAUACCAUUCAAGAUUUCUGUGGUUAUAUAUCUACUCUACCUGAAGUUGGGUAUAAGUGCGGUUAUUGGGGCAAUUGUUUGUAUAUUGAUUAUGACGCCCUUACAAUUUAUCAUUGGUAAUGCCAUGUCCAAGAAUGCCGAAGUGAUAGCGAAAUACACGGAUGAACGUUUAAAGAAAAUUCAUGAUACGUUGAUAGGAAUUAAGAUUAUUAAACUGAAUGCCUGGGAUGAGGUCUUUAUGCGAAAAAUUCAAACAGCUCGGAAAAAAGAGCUAAAAUAUCUCAAUAAAGAUGCCGUUUACUGGACAUUAAUGACCAUACUUACUCACAUUUCGACAGUGCUGAUUACUUUUGUGACUUUGGCCGUGUAUCUAACAUGGCCACGAAAAACAGAGCAGGAGAACGAGGAGGCUUACCUGAACUUCAAUGCCAGUCGCCUGUUCUCUGCCUUGGCCUUGUUCCAACAACUAACAGUGCCGCUCUUGAUCUUUCCCAUUACCGUGCCAAUAAUUAUAGCUGCUCGUGUCUCUACCCGCCGAUUGGAACGUUUUCUACAGGCCCAUGAGAUAAGGAAACAGUUUGAAGGCAUACGCAACAUGGCAAGAAUUCUGAGUAAGAGUGAUGCCUCUUUGGAUAUGUAUGAAACACAAGAGAAAUCAAAUAUGGCCAUGCGAACGGCCCAGGUGGAGAAUAAAUUGAAUGAACAGCGCUUAGCACUGCGGAUUCACAAUCCGGAACAACAACAGCCCCUGCCACCGCCACCCGCACCUUUGGCCCAAUCCGAACCCAUAACACCCUUGCUGCAGAACAAUGGUGAGCAGGUGGAGGACAAGUCACCGUCAUCAUUUAUUACUCACGAGUUGGGCCACUCGAAGUUGGUGCAACAGCGUCGUGAACUACUUCGGAAUACUCCAUAUGUGGCUAUUAGGCCACCAAAACUCUGCGGUGGCACUGCAGAGAAACCGGUGGAGUUUUCGGUGAUUCGCGCCCGAAACACAGACAGCUGGCGACGUGAUUCUCUGCUAUUGAAAAUGCCCGACGACAUUGCAGUUUCCAUUAAUGAUGGCCUCUUCACAUGGCAACCGAAUAGUCAAAUGCCUCAUGUGCAAUUGCAUAUUCAGGAAAUGGCCAUACCAAAGGGCAAAUUAACCAUUAUCGUUGGUAAAAAUGGCAGUGGAAAGACAUCAUUAUUGUCUGCUCUACUCAUGGAAAUGCCGCUCCUUGCUGGAAAUAUGUUUUGGCACAAAAACUGUACCAUUUCGUAUGUGCCUCAAGAGCCAUGGCUACUUAAUGAUACCAUUCGUGAGAAUAUACUCUUUGGUGAAUCAUUUCGACCCAAACGCUAUGACUUUGUUUUAGAUGCAUGUGCAUUGAAGCCAGAUAUUGAAUUAAUGCCAACUGGCGAUUUUACCAUUAUCGGUGAGCGUGGCAUCAAUUUGUCCGGUGGUCAAAGGCAACGAGUUGCCAUAGCUCGUGCAAUCUAUUCAUCGGCCAAUGUGGUAAUAAUGGACGAUCCGCUGUCAUCGCUGGACAAUGAGGUGGGCGGACAUGUCUUCGAGCAAUGCGUACGUCAAAUGCUAUUGAAAUCGAGUCGAACCAUCAUACUGGUGACACAGCAAUUACAGUUGAUCAAGGAGGCGGAUUAUUUAAUUGUGAUGAAAGAUGGUCGCCUGCAAGCUUGCGGCAGUUAUAAGGACAUUGAGCUAAAGCAGCCGCACAUAAUCACCAAAUGGAACUCGAUAAUUGCCAAGGCAAACGCAAAGGAAAAGGACCAACAACAACAUCAAGCGGAGAAGACGUCACGUGAGCGCUGGAAACUGUUCAAAAAUGUCAGCAAAUUGGGAUUGCAGCGUUCAAUUUCGAUUACAUCGGAUGCGGGUGGUGGCCCAGGUACAGAAAUGGAGGCGCCAGAUGGCAGUGUGUCCAUGUCAGUUAACAAUAUGCAAACCGAUGCCAUAGUCGAUGAAGAUGAGGAGGACGAUGAGUUACCCGCGUCAUUGUCCAGCAGUGUGGCUUGUGGGCUACAACAUGGGGGCGGCAGCUUCAAGCUGGUGCGUAAACGUUCCAGCGUCUACGGCUCUCGGCAUCUCAUCUACGAUGUCCCUUUGCCAAUUGAUGAAUGCCAGGCGGAUGAUGUUAUUAUGCGGCCACGUCGCAGGUCAUCAACGCUUCACCGACGAGGUAGCACAGCUAGGGUAACCACAAAUUCGUGGCAUCGCCUGAGCGGCCUUAGUUCUGCCACAGCAACGUCCACCUCGAGCACGAACAGUGGUGAUAUGUUACGUCGCAGUGUCCUCACCGUCAGCUGUAGCAGCUAUGCCGACAGUUGUGCCGGCGGAGGCAUUGGUGGUGUAACAGGCGAUGGCCUCGAUGUAGAGCCCAUGCGAGUUCAGUCCUGGCAGCCGUCGCAGCGAGUCCCACAGCAUCAGCCAGUGACACGCAAUGCUUCAUCGCCUCCAGCCAUGGAUGUGGCGCCUGUGGCCAUUGAGGUAAUUGCUGAUGUGACACAACAUCAGGAAAAUAAGUGUGACGAGGAAGACCCCGCAAAUACAGAGGCAACACAAAUUCGCGGUAGUUUUCAACAGUUUUUGCGACGCAUGUCCAUGCGGCGUUCCAACAAGCCCAAACAUCAUCAUCGUCCACUCAGUGCCACGAAUUCAAUUUUAAGCAUCUCAGAGGAGUCUAGUGCUGCAGCUGCUCUUUUACCCAGUAUUGAACUUAGUUCAGUGGCAUCUACAACUGCUGUUGACAUGUCCAAACCAACACCAACAACAACAACAUCAACAACAAUCAACGAAUCGCAAUUGGAUGGAAAGUUGCAGAGUGCAUCGUCUGCGACGGAAAUGUCGACAAAAUCGUUUGCAACAAACGAUUGCCAUAAUAGCAACAUCACAAACAACAAUGGGAAUAGCGACAACCUGAAUGGUAGAACGGAAAAACCAGCCACCGCCAAUAGCACUGACAUGGCAGACGUGACGGCCCCAGCCCAUUGCCAGUCCGAGGUGAGGGAGAGUGAUCAGCAAAAGUUACGUUGGGCAGGUUCCUCCACAGUCGUGCCGCCCACACCCUCGUCCACACCCCCGCCAAGUGGUCUGCCAACUGUUGUAGUAAAGACAGCAACACCAACGACGACGGAUGCUGAACGCAAAUAUGGAAAAAUAUCACAUCACAUAUAUUUGCUUUACAUGCGAGCCUCUGGCUUGCCCAUAAUCAUUGUCUUUUUUAUCACCGCACUAAUUUGGCAAUGUUUGCGUGUCUACACGGACGUUUGGCUGCAACAUUGGAGUGACCAUGUCCAGCAGCAGCGGCAUCACGAGGAUGGUCGGCCUCAACCAAACUCAAACCAUGAAGUCACGUACUAUUUUCGCAUGUAUGCAACAAUUUCGUGUGUUUGCAUUAUAAUGGCCAUGAUAUCAACACCGGCCGGACAAUGGGCUGGCUGUAAUGCUCGUCGUAAUUUGCACGAUAAACUUUUGCAAACGAUUUUGCAUAAAACGUUGCAUUUUUUUCAAGUGACACCGCUUGGACGUAUUGUGAAUCGUUUCAGCAACGAUAUGGCGAUCAUUGAUAAGAAAAUCGCGGCGACCAGUCAACGUUUACUGCAAUUUACAUUGCUCUGCAUGUGCGCCAUCUUGAUAAAUGUGAGCAUUACGCCCUGGUUUUUGGUCCUAACAGUGCCCAUUUGUGGUGCCUAUUAUGUUAUACAAAAGUUCUACAGGUGUUCUGCCAGAGAACUGCAACGCAUUGAAAAUUCAACAAACUCACCUGUCAUUUCGCAUCUGUCGGAGACAAUACAAGGUGUGACCACAAUUCGGGCGUACAAUCAGGAGUCACGUUUCACCGAGAUACUCUUCAAACGUCUUGAGGCGAACACAAUUGCAUUUACCAUAUUGAAUACGAGUAAUCGCUGGCUGGGCAUAUCAUUGGAUUACCUGGGUGGCUGCAUUGUUUUUGUGGCCAUUGUGACGGCACUGGUAACGGCAAGUCUAAGUUGCAGCAACUAUGCCAGAGAGGUUGCCACAUCAGGAACUUAUGCCAUCAAUAAAAGCUUGCCAGACUCGAAUUCGUCUCCAGGCUCUGGGAACAGGGAGCUGACACCAACACCAUCUCUAGUCGGUUUGGCCAUAAACUACACGUUGUUGGUGCCGAUUUACCUUAAUUGGGUUGUAAAACUUUUGGCCGAUAUGGAGAUGUAUGCCGGCUCGGUCGAACGCAUUGCCCACUAUGCCCAGGAGCCAGUAGCCAUCGAGCAUGAGCAGGAGCAGGAGGCGGAGUUGGAGCAAAAGCCAGAGGAAAUCACCAACAGCAUUGAAGUCGAUUUGUCGUCCUUGUAUCCAACUACAGCCCUGUCGAGGGCUGCCUAUGCCAAACUUUACCAACGCACACCAACGUCAGCUGCCGUUGAUGUUGAUGAAGAUGGAGCGGGAGUGACUUGGGGUGGCGAGCAUGUGGCUCUGGAGCAGUGCAAAGGACCUGGAGACGCUGAUAAAUUAAAUGCAGGCAAUGCAGCCGGCGACGGCAAUCACUUAAACUUCCACACGGCGACAGUUGUUGACAAGUUGCAGCAGGCGACGACGGCGACGGCGACGACAACAACAACGACAAAGAUGUCGGUGAUUAAAGAUAAGAAAAUGGCAGCAGUUGGUGACAAGGUCGCCUUCGUCGUGCCAAAUGAGCCAGCUAAGAGGCGGCGGCAUGGCCCACUGAAAUACUACCGGAGUGUACCGAUUUCCUGGCCACAACGCGGAGACAUCAGCUUCGAAAAUGUCAGCCUAUGUUAUGAAGGACAAAGGCAGAUGGUUAUCAGUAAUCUAACAUUGAAUAUACCAGCGGGUCAACGGAUUGGCAUCUGUGGUCGCACGGGCAGUGGCAAAUCCUCGUUGGCCUUAUCCCUAUUCGGUGUAUUGCAAACGACAAGUGGCCACAUUCGCAUCGAUGAUGUGGACAUUGAGCAAAUCCGGCCAGACGAGCUGCGUUCUAGAUUAUCGAUAAUUCCACAGGAUGUGCAUCUGUUCAAUGCAACAAUACGUGAAAAUCUUGAUCCGCAUGGUUAUUAUUCGGAUUUGCAAUUGUGGAAUUGUCUCGAGUUGGCGCAACUCAAGGAGUUUGUCAAUGUGCAUCUGCCGCAGGGUUUGGAUACCGAAAUCACCGAUGGCGGCAUUAACCUGAGCGCCGGGCAUCGGCAAUUACUCUGCCUGGCACGUGCCAUUCUCCGUGGCUCCGUUUGCCUAGUGCUCGACGAAGCAACAAGUACACUGGAUAUCUCCACCGAAAGGGCCCUCCUCAAGGCAGCGGAUAAGGCCUUUCAGGGUCGCACAAUUAUGACGAUUGCUCAUCGUCUGAGCACUAUCAUGGACUAUGAGCGCAUUGUAGUGCUAGACCAGGGACAGAUCAUUGAGGAUGGCAAUCCACGGCAGCUAAGGGAGCAGACAGACUCCGCCUUUUAUGGCCUGCUCCAGAAGGGAGCUGAGAUGAGCAGCAUUACCACUUAGAUAUCGUUUUUGUACUUUUAGUUUGUAAGUGAAAUGUGCCAUAAAAGUGAUUGACAAUAGUUUCCGGCGAAGACACAAACAGCGAGCAGUUUGUGUCCCUCCAGUAUAUAGUACUUAGUUGUGUGUCCAAAUGUGAUUAUAUAAUUUUAUCUAUAUAUGUAGGUGUUUAAAGUGUAUUUCAUCUCUUCUCAAUAUAUAUAUUUAUGUAUA